UAGGGUGGGCGAACAACAAUCGACCACACACUUACUCACUUAACUCAAUAUACGAGACAGAAUGUACUAGAAGCGAACACUGAGUUAGUAUUAAUAAACGCUCCUUGGCGAUCGCAUCUGUAUCGUAUAAAACUGUUUGGACGGAUCGGAGAAAAUAAAGUGUUUCGCAAGAUGGAUAAAAAACUAUUAAUAUUUGUAUUUACAAUGUGCAUAUUCAUUUGUAUUGAGUGUAAAAAGAUUUCAAGCGGUCGAAGUUCGAGUCGAGGAUCAAGUAAGAGAACUAGCUACAAGCCUCAACCAGCCCCAACAUCUUUUAGUUAUCCUCAGUCGGCAGCGCAUAAGCCGUCAUUGUCUGGAUGGCAGGAAAAACCAGCUACAAAUACUCAAAGCUUUUCUUCGUGGCAAUCCAAAUCAUCUGGUCAAAGUCAAGGUCAUUCCUAUCCUUCUAGUCAAACAGGACUGUCAGGGAACAGCCAGCCAAAACAACCACCCAAGUAUCAAGAAACUGUUCAAAGAAAUAAUGCUCCUCAGUAUUCGAACUCCCAACAAACAAGAACAAAUAAUCAGCAGAGUCAUUCGUACCCAUCGUCCAAUUCCGGUCUUUCCGGUAGUUCUGGUACUGGUAACUCACCGCAAACAGGAAGUGGAAUGACACAACAGGCAAAAAGUAACUAUCCACAACAACAAGGCGGAAGCUAUCCUCAACCAAAUAACGGUUUAUCAGGUUCAGGAGUCGGAGUACCUUAUCAUCAAGGACAAUCCCAAUAUACUAAUAACGGAAACCAAUACUACCAUCCACAAGGACCUCCACCGCCAUAUAGUGCUGGGAACAAUUUCGGAGGAUAUGGAAAUUAUAAUCCAGGAUACGCGUCACAAAUGCCUGGAUUCUUUGGAAACCUUGCGAAUAAUGGUAAAGGGUUUGGUGGGGUUAGUCGCACAGGAAGUGCGCUUACAGGUGUUGGGAUUGCAGGAGCUGGGGUAGGAACUCUUCUUACUGGAUUAGCACUCUGGAACUUGGCUCGAUCUACUGGAAAUCGCCAUCACACCGUUAUUUAUGAUAACAGAGGACAACCGGUUGCAGUUGCGCCUGCAAAUGAUUCUUCCCCAGCGAAUGACUCAUUUUUAUCUGAUUUAGUUAAUUGUACUUUAACUAUUAGCGGCGAAAAAGCUACAGAAGUACUUGCAAUUCCGUGUGCAAUUGCAACAUCAUUUUCUCCUGAUGCUAAUACCAAAGAUAUAAAUUCGAACAACAAUGGACAAGACGGUACGAAAUGUAUCGUAACUGUUAUAACAAAGACAGCAAAGGAGUAUAUGACGACUAUCCCAUGUUCCGUAUUGUUAAAUACGGCAGCAGAAAAUAAUGUUACUGAGCCACCUAUAGUCGAAAACGAGAAAGUCGAGAUUGAUACUAUAAACAGCACCACAAGCCCUUUUUCAGAUGACCCAAACCAAGCUGUAGCUCUAAAACUAACUACUGAAGGAAACUAUGGAGGUAUCAGCCAGAAUAACCUUAACUGUACACUAGAGCACGGUUCUAUUCGAGAUCCAAUCAAUCCGUGUUUUGCUGUUAAUCAGAAUCUCACAGUUAUUCCAAUUUCUACUACCUUGGCCACCGAUGUAGUCAAGUAAAAUUUGUUACAAAUGGAAUACUUUGUCGAUUGUCUCUGUUCUAACAAUUUAAUUUUAUUAUUAUUCGCAAUAAAUAAUGUUUCAUUUAAA
Molecule: messenger RNA, 1719 nt
Organism: Bombyx mandarina (wild silkworm)
Lineage: Eukaryota; Metazoa; Arthropoda; Insecta; Lepidoptera; Bombycidae
Source: RefSeq, a predicted model, not a curated record